CGUUUGGUUGACAUUUUCCUUUCUUAUAACAUGUUGAGUAAUUGUUUUACUUCUUCCCGUUGAGAUAUUUCUCAGCUGCAUGUAAGAAAGAAUCCUGUCUGUGGUUUCCCAUCAGUGCAUUUACCUCUUUGUUCUACAACGUGGGAGUUAGGGGGUGGGAAUAAACUUGUGAGUGUUUUCAAUUGCUCUUGUUCUUCAUAGCAUACUGCGGAAGGGCCUUGAGUUAAGAGUUGAUUCUUCUUUUGAGGCACUUAUUUUUCCAAUUACUUGGUUUUGUAUUUGACUGUUUCUCUUAGAGAACAUUUUGUUACCUGCUCAGUUUGUAACUGGCUAGAAUGUUCCAAAGUCAGUGGUCUAGAGCCCUGGGUGAGGAGUUUGGGUCAUGCUUUAAGUCACCACCACUGCUCUUAGGGGCAAAAAAUCUUUAGAACUUGGAGUGCUGCCUUUCCCAUAUGGAGAGCACAAGAACCUUGAUGAGAAUCCUACCAGAAUGCAAUUCUGCUUCUUGGAAAUUAAGAUGCAAUGGAUCAGCUCGAGCAGAGGGUCAAUGAAUUUUUUAUGAACGCAAAGAAAAACAAACCUGAAUGGAGAGAAGAACAGAUGACAUCAAUCAAAAAAGAUUAUUACAAGGCUUUGGAAGAUGCAGAUGAGAAAGUACAGCUGGCUAAUCAAAUAUAUGAUUUGGUAGAUCGUCACUUGAGAAAACUGGAUCAGGAACUUGCGAAAUUUAAAAUGGAACUUGAAGCAGACAAUGCUGGAAUCACAGAAAUAUUAGAGAGACGAUCCCUGGAGCUGGAUACACCAUCUCAGCCUGUGAAUAACCAUCACGCCCAUUCACACACUCCAGUAGAGAAAAGGAAACACAAUCCAUCGUCUCACCACGGUGCAGCAGAUCAUGUUCCCGAGAAGAAGUUUAAAUCUGAAGCUCUUCUAUCUACCCUUACUUCAGAUGCCUCUAAAGAAAAUACACCAGGGUGUCGAAACAAUAAUUCAUCAUCCUCUUCAAACAAUGCAUACAAUACAAACUCUUCUCAACCAUUGGCAUCAUAUAACCUCGGCUCAUUAUCUUCAGGAUCUGGGGCCGGUGCUAUUACCAUGGCAGCAGCUCAAGCAGUGCAAGCCACAGCACAGAUGAAGGAAGGAAGAAGAACAUCCAGUUUAAAAGCCAGCUACGAAGCAUUUAAGAACAAUGAUUUUCAACUUGGAAGAGAGUUUUCAUUAUCUAGAGAUUCAACUGGGUAUUCAUCAUCAGCUCUGGCAUCUACAUUAACACAAACAUUAAGUUCAUCAAGCACAGAUUCACGAAGUGGCAGAAAAAGCAAAAACAACAACAAAUCCUCAAGUCAACAGUCGUCAUCAUCUUCCUCUUCAUCCUCUCUGUCAUCAUGUUCUUCCUCAUCUGCACUGGCACAAGAAUUGUCCCAGCAAACAGCAGUAAUACCAGAGUCUGAUUCCAAUAGCCAGGUUGACUGGACCUAUGAUCCAAAUGAGCCACGUUACUGCAUCUGUAAUCAGGUGUCCUAUGGUGAGAUGGUUGGCUGUGAUAACCAAGAUUGUCCCAUUGAAUGGUUCCAUUAUGGAUGUGUUGGACUGACAGAAGCACCAAAAGGGAAAUGGUACUGUCCACAGUGUACAGCUGCAAUGAAGAGGAGAGGCAGCAGACAUAAAUAAAUAUCUUCAUCUGGAAAACAAAUUGCUUACUAAAGGUUUUAUGGGGGACUUACGUGGGGGGAGGAACCCUCACCACACUUCCUCGCAACCACUUAAAGAAGGGUUAACAUAGCAGUCAUAAGAUCUUGAGCUAUUGGUUGGUUUUGCUGGUCGUGUUUUAAUAUUGUAUGUAAGCUGUUUAUGCACAUUGAUGUGCUGCAGAUACUAUUCCAGCAAGCCUUGGAUUGUUCCAGUGGCCAACAUAUGCAGAUAUUUGUACUAUCAAACCAUUUUCUCUAAGCAGUGGGCAUUCUACAAUUAUUCAGUCUUCAGAAAAUUCUGAUAAGUCAAGAUUUUAAAUGUAUGUUUUAUAUUCAACAGAUAUAUUCUGCUGCAUGUACUGUAUUCAAGAGCUGUUAUGUAACACUAUGUAUAUAAAUGGUGCAAAAAGUCAGUGCUUCUUAAAAAAAAAAAUGAUUUUUAAAAUGCCUUUAUAGCUUUGGUUCUUUAUGAAAAUUAAUUCAGCAGGCUGAAGAAAAUGGUUCUUGUAUACAGCGGGCUGUUGUCCUCUAGGGUACUUGAGUAUGUAAAAACAAAAAAAAAAAAGCUGUAGAAUAAAACAAACUUGUGCCAUUAGUCUAUGUUUCUGCUCCAGACAAGGUGCAGACCAUAAGAAAGAAAAAGGUGUUAAAGUGAUGAUAAAUUUUUAUACCAAAUGUGUUUAUUUUUUUGUGCAAGUAAUCCUUUAAAUUUGAAUUGUAUUAGGUGUUAAAAUAAAACAACCUCAACUCCUUGA
Lagopus muta (rock ptarmigan) is the source of this 2446-nucleotide messenger RNA. RefSeq names its product inhibitor of growth family member 3 (gene ING3). NCBI's taxonomy places the organism in Eukaryota, Metazoa, Chordata, Aves, Galliformes, Phasianidae. The transcript is spliced from 11 exons. The record is from RefSeq and is a predicted model, not a curated record. Gene Ontology annotation, cellular component: NuA4 histone acetyltransferase complex. Gene Ontology annotation, biological process: regulation of DNA-templated transcription. Bases 523 to 1671 code for a protein of 382 amino acids.